Messenger RNA from Theileria equi strain WA, 2499 nucleotides. RefSeq lists its product as hypothetical. Lineage: Eukaryota; Apicomplexa; Aconoidasida; Piroplasmida; Theileriidae. The transcript is spliced from 4 exons. Bases 1 to 2499 code for a protein of 832 amino acids. The record is from RefSeq and is a predicted model, not a curated record.
AUGUGCAACGUUAGAAGGUAUUUUCAGGCCUUGAUACUAUUUCCUUUCUUCUUACCAAGAUUCUUGGCGUAUAAACGCGUAGAUCCGAAAUAUCCACACAUAACAAGAUAUAAGCAAUAUAUUUUAGCCAAAAAACCGACUUGGGGACCUCCAAUCGAUAAACCAGUUGACGAUGAAAGCGUAAAGGAAUUUUUUGACCACGUUUUUUCCAAUCCGAUUUAUGAAACAUCCGUAACUUUAGAUCGUACUAAAACUCCAUCAUAUGUAAAGAAUAAUAACACCUUAAAAGGUUUGGGUAACAAAUCCUAUGAUAAGAUACUUGAGGAUAUAAGACAGGAUGUUGACGAAAGACUUUCUCAAGAGAGCCAGGAUUCGGAUGAUGAAAUAUCGCAGAAGGAUAGUCUGAAUGAUAGUUACAAAAUAAAUCUCAUACGACAGAUAAAAAGGGGUAUUUUGCAAGGCAACUUGCGACCAAUUUCUUCAAAAAAGAAUGUGCAACAUGAACGUUUAUACAAGUCUAAGCAUUUUACAAAUGGAAUGCACUAUAGAAAACUUGGUGAAACAGAUUUUGUAGUCAGCGAACUAUGCUUAGGAACUUCCAUGUUUGAUAACCCCGAAUUAAUUGAUUCCGAUCAUGCUAUUGAAAUUAUGGAGCAUGCAUAUAAACGCUAUGGAAUCAAUUAUUUUGACACAUGUGAAUAUGAUCCCUAUCCAUACGAACCAAGAAGUUAUUUAGAGGGACACCAUAAAACCUUAAAUACAUUCUUAAAAGGGAUUAAUAGACAAAAUAUCAUAAUAUCUGGGAGAAUAUCCUCAAGUAACCUGGGGAAACCCAAAACUUCUGGUCGAUUUUUAUCUUGGGUGCGAGACGAUAUUUUAGCUCCUCCGAACCUCAAAACAAUCGAAGGUGCAGUAGAUAAAUUACUAGAAAGUUUGGGAACAGACUAUUUGGAUAUUUUAUCUUUUGUUUAUCCCUAUCGCUAUGUACCCUUAUCACACCUAGGUGAGGAUACAUACUGUUGGUCCAAAGAUGUUCCAAGGAAAACCGAUAAAGACGAUUAUUAUACUAAAGAAUGGCUAAAUGCGCAAAUUGAAGCUCUAAAUAUCUUGGUUUCUAAGGGGAAAAUUAGGUCUGUUGGUCUUUCCAACGAUACGAUUUGGGGAAUGUAUGAAAUGAAGUACCAUAGUGAUAGAAAAUUCAAAUUAGCUGGUACACAACAGUUGUAUAAUCUAUUGCAUCGCAAUGAGGUUGAAUCUAGUGGAAUGAAUGAGGCAUCCUUAAAGGAACAUCUAAACUGUCCUAUAAUUGCAUACGGCAUAUUGGCUGGUGGGAUCUUGACUGGAAAGUACCUAAAUCCGGAAAGAGUAAAUCCAAUGGGAGCAGAUAAAGGCCCAGAGAUUGAGGAUUUUGGCGAUAUAUUUUCGAAAUAUAGAUCUGCAUUUCCUGAAGAUUAUGGUCACUUGGAUUUUGGACCAUCUAAUGCCCGAUGUAACAUAUUUCCCGAUACAUUUCAUACUCAUAGAACAGUAUGGUGUCAACAUGCUACCGCAGAAUAUUUAAAACUAGCUAGAACACACGGUAUGACGUUAUCGCAGCUGAGCAUGUCAUGGGUAUAUUCACGUCCAUUUAUAGGAUUCACUAUAAUUGGGCCACGCACAAUUGGUCAGUUGCAUGAAAGUAUGGCAACAUUGAGUUAUCCUGUGACUAAGGAAUUAGAAGAUGAUAUUCAUGAAAUAUUCUUAAGAUACAGAGCUCCAACUAUGGGUGGGCCACAGAUUUUGACACAUCUUGAUGAAUUUGAAGUACCUAUAUCGCAGAAUGAUCAUGUAAGAUAUGGUUCAAUUCCUAUAUGGAGUGGUGGUUCACAUUGGAAUAUGGAACACAUUCCAUCAUUGGAUAAAUUAAAAAUGAUAAAGUGCCAUAAGGAUCAAUACCAUGAUAUUAAAAUGAUGUUUGGUCUUUUUGACAAGCCUAACGAUUCUGCUUGGCCAAACUUCAGGUGUUGGGUAGAACGGUUAAAUGAAGGACUACCUGGAGAAUAUUUUGCUGUAAAGGAAAGUCAUUUAUUAGGUUGGAACACAAUGAAGUUUUCUGAGUUUGUAAUUUUGAAUAAAACACCUGAAGAGUUUGAGAAAGAAGAUACAACUUCUUUUCACUUUUAUUGGAAAAAUGGAAAGGUAUAUGUUGGACCUACAACCAAGGCCAUUUAUAACUUUUACAAAGAUAAAGAUGCUGUAAUGAAUGUGAUGAAACAACGAGAGAGAGAAUUUUGGCCAGCAAUCGAUACCAACGAGCCACCAGAAGAUUUAAUGAUUUGGUCAUCAGUAGACAUAGACCUAGUUUAUAAAAGACUAAUGGAAAUGCAUGGAAUAAAUGCGCUGGAUGAAAAGCAGUUGGAAAAAAUUUUAAAUGAGACAACUAUUGAUCAAUGUAAAUUGUUACCAGAGGAAAAGCUCUGCGAGAAAUUUGCAUACUUAAAAAAACAUCUUAAAUCAUAA